CUAUCUCUAUCUCUCUUCUUUCAGCUCCAUUUUUCUCUCACACACACUCACACAUAAUCAAUCAUCUUCGUCCAUUCCUCUAUUUAUACUUGCAUAAGCUUAAGCAUCUGAUUUAUCACACCUCUAACAAUUAUUAUACAUAGAGAGAGAGAGAGAGUGUGUGUGUGUGUUUUGUUCUAAUCAAUCAAUCCUUAAAGUCAGCAAAAAAACUUGUUCAAACUUCAUGGAUGUUUCAGCUGAGCAAUUAUGCUAUGUCCCUUGCAAUUGCUGCAAUAUUGUGCUUGCGGUGAGUGUCCCAUGCAGCAGCCUGUUUGACAUAGUAACCGUCCGAUGCGGGCACUGCACUAAUGUGUGGUCCGUUAACAUGGCAGCUGCAUUUCAGGCUUCGAACGUGGUUGUUGCUUCAGCCCCGGACUACAGGAAGAUGGACUUUCAGGUGGGAAGUUCUUCUUCGAAAGGAGGCAAUAAUAGAUCAUUGCGUCCCCAAGUCAAGACCAAUACAAAAAUUGAUCACAAGCCUCUUAUCAACCAUCCUCCCGAGAAAAGACAACGAGUUCCUUCUGCGUAUAACCAGUUCAUAAAGGAAGAAAUCCAAAGGAUAAAAGCUAAUAAUCCAGAUAUCAAUCACAGGGAGGCAUUCAGUACUGCUGCCAAAAAUUGGGCACAUUUCCCUCGCAUUCAUUUUGGACUAAUGUUGGAGAAUAACAACAAUCAAGCCAAACUGGAUCAGGAUAUUGCCGCAAAACGCAUAGCACAAAGGGCUGCCCUGAUGAAUAAUUAAGUAAACGAGAUCGAUCAAUGCAAGGGUGCGUCGUGAUUUAUUUAUUACUUUGAUUUACACUAUUAUAUGUUGUAAAAGAAGCGCUCUAGCUACAUUAUUAUUAUUAUUAUUAAUAACGUGGAUCAUAAAUGAUAAUGUACUACUAUAUGUAUUUGUAUUACAUUCAAGCUUGAGUGUACUUGCUUAAGUGAUAUUAUGAUUUCAUAGUAUGUGGUUUAUAAUUUCAAGUGUUCUUUA
Molecule: messenger RNA, 1018 nt
Organism: Impatiens glandulifera
Lineage: Eukaryota; Viridiplantae; Streptophyta; Magnoliopsida; Ericales; Balsaminaceae
Product: axial regulator YABBY 5-like
Exons: 7
Coding region: 224-781 (185 amino acids)
Biological process (GO): multicellular organism development; abaxial cell fate specification; cell fate commitment
Cellular component (GO): nucleus
Source: RefSeq, a predicted model, not a curated record